AUGACGCCGCAGGGUAAGGCCGCCGUUAUUAGCCAGCUCCAGAAGCAGGGCAAGUUCGCGCUCAUGUGCGGCGAUGGGGGUAACGACGUGGGCGCGCUCAAGCAGGCCGACGUGGGCCUCGCUCUGCUCGCCGGCUACGGCAACACGAACACCACGGAGUCUCCGGACGAGCCGAAGGGCGGCGAGGCCGUCGCGGAGGUCGGCGGCGAGAAGAAGGACGCGCAGACCGUGCUGAGCCAGCGUGCGAAGACGCUGGAGAAGCGGACAAAGGAGGCCGUAAAGGCCAGGAAAGCCUUCACCUGGGAGAAGCAGAAGGAGCUGCAGGCGAAACAGAAAGAGUGGCCGCGGGCCUGGCCCGACAUAGAGGAUCGAGGGCAGAGGAUCGAG
Molecule: messenger RNA, 387 nt
Organism: Prorocentrum cordatum
Lineage: Eukaryota; Dinophyceae; Prorocentrales; Prorocentraceae
Source: the annotation of a GenBank genome assembly